CGUCAUAAGCCAUGGAUUCCAUAACCAUGACAAUCCCCUCCUUCCUCAUCUCCUCUCUUUUCUUCUUCCUCCUCUCCACGCCAAACUCAGCCACUGCCUCCGACAGUGUCCCCGCUGUCUUUGCCUUCGGCGACUCCACCAUUGACCCCGGCAACAACAACCACAUUAACACUCUCUUUCGCGGUUACCACUCCCACUACAGCCGUGUCGCAACAGGGAGAUUCUCAAACGGGAAGAUAGCCACCGAUUACCUCACCAACAUUCUAGGCAUCAAGGACGUUUUGCCCGCUUACCUUGACCCGCGCUUGACCGACUGUGAUUUGCUCACUGGGGUUAGUUUUGGCUCUGGGGGUUCUGGGUUGGAUAACAGAACUUUGGCAUUGACAAGGGCUAUGGGUUUGGAAACACAGUUUGAGUUGUUUGAGGAGGCUUUGAGGAGGAUAAGGAAAAUUGUUGGAGAUGAAAAGACUAAUGAUAUCGUCCAGAAUGCCUUGUUUGUGAUCAGUACCGGGACUAAUGAUAUGUUGUACAAUGCAUAUUUGAUACCUAUCAGGUUCAUUGGUUAUGGUUCUGUCUCAGCUUACCAAGAUUUUCUGCUCCAAAAUCUUCAGGCUUUCAUUCAGAGACUUUAUGGAGCUGGAGCUCGUCGAAUUAUGGUGUCAGGUCUUCCCCCUAUUGGUUGUCUGCCACAACAAGUGACACUUACCAGCAUCUUCACCAGCCGGAACUGGCCCCUGCGUGUGUGCAACUACCAACAGAACAAGGAUUCUGAAUACUACAACCUCAAGCUUCAAUCACAACUUCAUUUUUUGCGAACCACACUCACUGGUGCUAAGGUUGCAUACUUCGAUAUCUAUACCCCCAUUCUAGAUAUGGUCCAAUUCCCACACAAGUAUGGCUUUGUACAAUCACGUCUAGGAUGCUGUGGGACAGGGCUAAUGGAGAUGGGUCCUGUGUGCAAUGCACUUGAGCUAACUUGCCCUGAUCCAUCAAAGUAUCUCUUCUGGGAUGCUGUGCACCUCACACAAGCAGGAUACAAGGUUCUUGCAGAGACAGGUCGCCAGAGUGUGCUUCCAUACCUUACUAGUUAGGCUAGGCUAGGCCAUCAUGAAUUUAUGAU
This is a messenger RNA of Lotus japonicus, 1120 nucleotides long. Its product is annotated as GDSL esterase/lipase At2g40250. The record is from RefSeq and is a predicted model, not a curated record. Gene Ontology annotation, molecular function: hydrolase activity, acting on ester bonds. Bases 12 to 1091 code for a protein of 359 amino acids. The transcript has 3 exons. Lineage: Eukaryota; Viridiplantae; Streptophyta; Magnoliopsida; Fabales; Fabaceae.